GAUCCAACGGCGACGAUGGUCGCGUCAAUCGAAAGCCAAAGUAGCGGUUUUCAUUAUUAUAUAAGUCCAAGCUCGGCUGCUUUCUCUUGUGAAGUGUUCUAUUUCAAAUUGCGCGGAGGCAAAAACACCCCAAGCUUCUCUUAUCAUUUACCGUAUUCUCAGCGACGGCAAGAGAGAAUCACAGAGAGAACCAUUAAAAUGGCGCUCCCUAACCAGCAAACUGUGGAUUACCCUAGCUUCAAGCUCGUGAUCGUCGGUGAUGGCGGUACAGGGAAAACCACUUUUGUUAAACGUCAUCUCACUGGAGAGUUUGAGAAGAAGUAUGAGCCGACUAUUGGUGUUGAAGUUCAUCCCUUGGACUUCCAUACCAACUGUGGAAAAAUUAGGUUCUAUUGUUGGGACACUGCGGGUCAGGAGAAAUUUGGUGGACUCAGAGACGGCUAUUACAUCCAUGGGCAGUGCGCCAUUAUUAUGUUUGAUGUCACUGCACGUUUGACGUACAAGAAUGUCCCUACAUGGCACAGGGAUCUCUGCAGGGUGUGUGAGAAUAUUCCUAUUGUUCUUUGUGGAAACAAGGUUGAUGUCAAGAACAGGCAGGUGAAGGCAAAGCAGGUCACAUUCCACCGUAAGAAGAAUCUCCAGUACUACGAGAUCUCUGCAAAGAGCAACUACAACUUUGAGAAACCUUUCCUGUAUCUUGCUAGAAAACUUGCUGGCGAUCCUAACCUCCACUUUGUUGAGUCACCUGCACUUGCUCCUCCUGAAGUUCAUAUUGAUAUGGCCACACAAGAACAGCAUGAAGCUGAACUGGCAGCAGCAGCAGCGCAGCCUCUACCUGAUGAUGAUGAUGCAUUCGAGUAAUGGGUGUUCUUUUCCAUUUUGUUCAGAUGAAUAGUAUUGGGCUCUUCAUUUGCCUAGUUAGUGGAGGGCGUCUGUUAUGGGAAUGCAGGUUGGAAUUAUUAAAAAAAAAAAAAACCCCUCCCCCUUCCGGGGAGGGGUUUGGGUGAAUUUGUACUAGUUUUAGGCCAGCAGUUGUAAUCUUGUUCCGAGUUGGAGCGUUUGUUUCUGAAUUGACUUGGAACCUUUGUUCCGGAGAUUCUUUCCCAUUUAAUUAGAAUAGAAUGUUGUCAAAAGUAA
Macadamia integrifolia is the source of this 1137-nucleotide messenger RNA. Its product is annotated as GTP-binding nuclear protein Ran-3-like. The transcript is spliced from 8 exons. Gene Ontology annotation, cellular component: cytoplasm; nucleus. The coding region runs from base 16 to 861 and encodes 281 amino acids. NCBI's taxonomy places the organism in Eukaryota, Viridiplantae, Streptophyta, Magnoliopsida, Proteales, Proteaceae. Gene Ontology annotation, biological process: ribosomal subunit export from nucleus; protein import into nucleus. The record is from RefSeq and is a predicted model, not a curated record. Gene Ontology annotation, molecular function: GTPase activity; GTP binding.